GCUCCGGGGCCGCAGCUGCUCGGCUGCUGGACUCGCUGCGGCCCAGCGCCUCCGCCAGCCCGGCCGCGCCCCCGGGGGCCAUGGUCGCGGGGCCCUGCGCGGGGGCGGCCCCCAGCGCGGCGCUUCAUGGAGCGGCCCCGGCCCGGCCGCCGGGGGCAGCGCGAUCCCGCGGGGCCCUGUAAGCCCCCAGCGCCACGGCACCAUGUUGCUGGUUGAGAAGACCACCGACUCACCGGCGGCCGAGUUCUCGCUGGUGGAGGACGUGGCGCUGCACUUCGCCUGCUUGAUGGGCCGUCUGAACGAGCAGCGCCUCUUCCAGCCUGACCUCUGCGACGUGGACCUGGUGCUGGUGCCCCAGCGCAGCGUCUUCCCGGCUCACAAGGGCGUGCUGGCCGCCUACAGCCAGUUCUUUCACUCGCUCUUCACCCAGAACAAGCAGCUGCAGCGCGUGGAGCUGUCCCUGGAGGCGCUGGCACCCGGCGGCCUGCAGCAGAUCCUUAACUUCAUCUACACGUCCAAGCUGCUGGUCAACGCGGCCAACGUCCACGAGGUGCUCAGUGCCGCCUCGCUGCUACAGAUGGCUGACAUCGCCGCGUCCUGCCAGGAGCUGCUGGACGCCCGCUCCCUCGGCCCCCCGGGCCCCGCUGGCGCUGUGGCCCUGGCCCAGCCGGCUGCCAGCUGCACACCACCGGCUGCACCCCCCUACUACUGCGACAUCAAGCAGGAGGCCGACGCCCCAGGCCUGCCCAAGAUCUACGCCCGCGAGGGCCCUGACCCCUACUCCGUGCGUGUUGAGGACGGGGCAGGGACCACAGGUGGCACGGCACCUGCCGCCCUUGGGCCGGCUCAGCCCUUCUUCAAGGAGGAGAAGGAGGGUGUCGUCGAGGAGGCAGGCGGGCACCCGGCUGGCCUGUGCAAGCUAGAGGGUGGGGAGGACUUGGAGGAGGAGCUUGGGGGUUCUGGCACCUACAGCCGCCGGGAGCAGUCCCAGAUCAUCGUGGAGGUGAACCUCAACAACCAGACACUGCACGUGUCCACGGGGCCCGAGGGGAAGCCGGGUGCUGCCGCGGGCCCGGCCACCAUGGUGCUGGGCCGGGAAGACGGGCUGCAAAGGCACACGGAGGACGAGGAGGAGGAGGAGGAGGAGGAAGAAGAGGAAGGGGAGGAGGAGGAGGGUGGUGGCAGUGGAGGGGAGGAGGAGGAGGAGGAGGAGGGUGGCAGUGGAGGGGAGGAGGAGGAGGAGGAGGAGGAAGGGCACAGCGAGCAGGAGGAGGAGGAGGAGGAAGAAGAGGAAGGACACAGCGAGCAGGAUCAAGAGAGCUCAGAGGAGGAGGAGGAGGAAGAGGAGGAGGAGGGGGAGGCAGGGGGCAGGCAGGGGCCAGCAGGACGUCGGGGCAGCCGGGCCGAGCCCCCUCCCCACAGCCGCAUGGCCACGCGGUCCCGGCGCCGGGCCCUCCCCGAGCCUGAGGAGACCGGACAGCGCGGUGGGAAGCGGUCAAAGCCGCCCCCAGGAGUGGCCCCGGCCUCAGCACCGGCCCGAGGCCCACAGGCCACUGACGGGUUGGGGGCCAAGGUGAAGCUGGAGGAGAAGCAGCACCACCCGUGCCAGAAGUGCCCGCGCGUGUUCAACAACCGCUGGUACCUGGAGAAACACAUGAAUGUGACCCACAGCCGCAUGCAGAUCUGUGACCAGUGUGGCAAGCGCUUCCUGCUGGAGAGUGAGCUGCUGUUGCACCGGCAGACAGACUGUGAACGCAACAUCCAGUGUGUGACAUGCGGCAAAGCUUUUAAGAAGCUCUGGUCCCUCCACGAGCAUAACAAGAUUGUGCACGGCUACGCAGAGAAGAAGUUCUCGUGUGAGAUCUGCGAGAAGAAGUUCUACACCAUGGCCCACGUGCGCAAGCACAUGGUUGCCCACACCAAGGACAUGCCCUUCACCUGCGAGACCUGCGGGAAGUCCUUCAAACGCAGCAUGUCUCUCAAGGUGCACUCGCUGCAGCACUCCGGGGAGAAGCCGUUCCGAUGCGAGAACUGCAACGAGCGCUUCCAGUACAAGUACCAACUGCGGUCACACAUGAGCAUCCACAUUGGCCAUAAGCAGUUCAUGUGCCAGUGGUGUGGCAAGGACUUCAACAUGAAGCAGUACUUUGAUGAGCACAUGAAGACCCACACAGGGGAGAAGCCGUACAUCUGUGAGAUCUGCGGGAAGAGCUUCACCAGCCGGCCCAACAUGAAGCGGCACCGGCGCACGCACACGGGCGAGAAGCCGUACCCCUGUGACGUCUGCGGCCAGCGCUUCCGCUUCUCCAACAUGCUCAAAGCCCACAAGGAGAAAUGCUUCCGCGUCAGCCACCCUCUGGCCGGCGACGGCGCUCCCUCCGCCCCAGGCCUGCCCCCUGCCCAGCCUCAGGCGCCCGCACUGCCACUGCUGGCGGGGCUGCCCCAGACCAUGCCGCCCCCGCCCCACCUGCCGCCCCCGCCCCCGCUCUUCCCCACCACUGCCAACAGCGGCGGGAGGAUGACCGCCAACAACUAACCCCCAACUGCACACGCAGGACCUGGAGCCCAGGGGCCACCCAGGAGCGAUCCCACUGCCCUCCCCUCCUUGUGAGAGGGCAGCAACACUGGCCUGGCACCGCUGCCCCCGCAUCCAGAGAUGUCUGGACACGCUCUGCUUCAGACCCCUGCCCCUGGUGGGGGUGCAGGCUGGCUGCGCCCCCGAGCUGGUGGAGGACACCUCACUCCCAAGUGCCCCCCUUUCAGUGACUCCUUGAAGCCUUUACUUUUUUUUUUUUUUUUUGGAAGUGAAGGAAAAAAGAAAGAGGAAACUAUUGGCAGCACCCUCCUCCAGGUGAGGAGGGUGCUGGAGGCAGCAGGUACAGUGGAAGAAGGGCCUGCAUAGCAGGUGUGACUGGUCACUCUGCUGAGGCUUGAGCAGGAGGGGUUGUCCAGGCCGAGCCUGGGUCAGUUCAGCGGCUCAUCUGCACCUCCCCUGUGCUCCCUAACUUGCCCCCUCAUCCUGGAAGGUGUGGGGAGAAGUUGAGAUGCCAGCCCCCUUUGGAGGAGCUGUGGACCCAGUCCGAGGGCUGUGGACACCGAGGCAGGGGCUUGAGACCAGAUGCCCAUGAGCGUGUAGGACGGGGAGUGGCAAGGUGUGAAGACUGCGGACCCAGCUCUGCACCGUGUGGAGUGGGGCAGGCAGGGGCUGGACCCCAGGCAUUUGCUUUCCCCACCCAUAGCCCUGCCAACAUUCACAGAGAUCCCCAACCCACACCAGGCUGCACUGAGGUCCCCGGGCCUCGUGCUGUGGGCAGGCCCCGGGUGGGCAGACGGAAGGGCUCCUGCACCACCGGCUCCCGGGGGCUACAGUCAAGGAGCCCCUGCAGAUGGGUGGACCCCAGGAGCAGUGCCCUAAGGAGGAGGCUUGGGCAAAUGUUUUAAGGUUUCAAGGUGCUAUCAGUGGGGCAGGGGGCAGGGCUGCCCCUCACCAGCUGCCCUGGCCAUGUCUCCCAUGCUAGAGGAGACGUGUGUGUCUGUGUCCGUCUCUGCUCCCGGAAGGCAGUGCCAGCCUCUUCCUCCCCGAGGCCCCGCCACAGCCUGCCCCUGGCUGGUGUCCAGCAUCCUUUCCUCUCCUGGGCCUCUGCACUGGCAGUGGGGUGCCUGCAUGUUCAGGCCCUGGGGCCCAGGGCAGGGUCCUGGGGGAGCCCCAGCCUGUGCCCAGUGCUUGCCCCCAUGAGGCCAGCACAGCAUUAAUAGGACACCCUUUUUUGUUGUCAUUUAACAUCUUGAUUCCUACCUUUAAAAUGGUGAGGAAGGUUCCAUAAGCUACAUGUUUCCUAGGUAAGCUCUUUCCUGUUGUGUUUAUACAGUUUUGUUUGUUAUACUCUUUGCACCUUAAACCCCCGUGACUGCCCCCCAAUACCACCACCUCCCCAGCAUGGCUGGAGUGGGAAGAGGCCUGAGCCCGAGGGGGACAAUGGGGGGACUGGGCCCCAUCAGCCCAAGGGCUGAGGGGUUCAGAACUCCUCUGACCCCCUUGUAGGCCCAUGGCACUGGGGCAGGGGGCUGGGCACAUUUUAAUCAUCAAUAAACGAAGCACUUUAUUCUGUACAGAUGUGGGCAGGCCCAAGGAGCCCAAGUGAUUUGAGGGUCUAUAACCCAAGCCACACUGCCUGAUCUCUCUCUGGGCAUAGGGGGCAGUUCCCCGGCCCAGUUGAGUUUGGGGCUGCAGUAGGACCCAGAGCUCACAGAGGCACCCUCAGGUGCCCUUGCUGUCUGUCCUCUGGGGAGAGAAGGUGGGCCCCUCCCUGAGAGGAAGGCUUUCUGUGGCUCCCCACCCCAAGGCUGGUCCUCCCAGGCCCCUGCUUUGCUAGAGCUCUUUUCCUCUCCCGCAUUCCUUAUUUCUGGGCUUCCAUGAUGUCCUCAGGGUCCCCCGCUCCCCCCUGCUAUUUCUAACCUCUGGUCCCAGUGCCUGGCAGCUCUUCAUAGCUGGCUCAUAUUUUCCCCCAAAAAGUUGAUCUCCCCCAAUGGUCUCUAGGUCGUGACUCCAAUGGGUUCCUCAAACCCCUGCUAUUGACACCAGGGUCUCCGAUAGGGGCUGGUGGCCUUGUCACCUGCUAGCCCCACUGAAGCCUUAGUAAGCCUGGGGGCCCUGGCCAGGCUGGGCCCCUGGUCUAUCAGGCCAGACAAGCAGAGGCUGGAGAGGAGUGUGAGGGAGCUGAUCAGAAAGCCCUGUCCUGGGACUUGGGUUUCCUGUUCUUUGGCACCUCCCCUCUGAGAGCAGGAGAGGGGUCCUGACAGUAGGCUGGGCUCUGGUCAAGACGGUCUGGUAGCUGUAGUUGGGCACAGCCAAGCGCUUUCCUGGGAGGCCCCAUCCCAGUGGGGACAGGAGCCCUGUGUCCCUGGUGCUAAACGCUCUCUUCCCCUUGGGCCACUGUGGGUGGGAGCUCCUUUCCAGCCAGACCAUGAGGGUCUGAAGCAAUAAUGGAACCUCAGCAGUGCCAGUAUAGAUGGGGUUCUUGUUUUACCAGCUUUUCCAUUUCCUUUUUAUUUUAAAGACAAAUUAACAAGCACCUGGAUAUUGGAGUGAGGGGACUGGGGCAUCACACCCAUUUCCCAGGGCUGGCGGUAGUGGCGGGGCGGGGGCUUAGGAUCAUCAACUCCUGCUGGAGUUCAGCUAUAGGGGGGUCCCUCUGUCUCGCUGGCCAGACCUCAGGUCCGGAACCUGGGCCAGCUCUCCUUGGGCUCCCUGGUCUAGGGCCAGCUGCGGGGAAGGGGCCAGAGAUGAGGUGGGCCUCAAGCCCCGUGACCACAGUUCUGGAAGUCAGGGCUGGGCUCAGAGCCUGAGGCUCCGACACGAGCAUGCUGCCACAGUGCCCCGCACAGUGAUGGCAGAACGGCCGUGCCCAGGCCUGUGGACCCCUGAUGUCUGGUCCUACGUGCCCACCCCACAGCUGCAGAGUGUGUGGGGGACAGCAGGCGGCGGAGCGAGAGGAGUGAGGGGAAUAAAGUCAGUACAACUGCU
Hipposideros armiger (great roundleaf bat) is the source of this 5524-nucleotide messenger RNA. It is a transcript of the gene ZBTB47, whose product is annotated as zinc finger and BTB domain containing 47. The record is from RefSeq and is a predicted model, not a curated record. Gene Ontology annotation, molecular function: DNA-binding transcription factor activity, RNA polymerase II-specific; protein binding. NCBI's taxonomy places the organism in Eukaryota, Metazoa, Chordata, Mammalia, Chiroptera, Hipposideridae. Gene Ontology annotation, biological process: regulation of transcription by RNA polymerase II. The coding region runs from base 203 to 2536 and encodes 777 amino acids. The transcript has 7 exons. Gene Ontology annotation, cellular component: nucleus.